Messenger RNA from Caenorhabditis elegans, 1849 nucleotides. It is a transcript of the gene Y17G7B.18, whose product is annotated as putative RNA methyltransferase Y17G7B.18. Bases 11 to 1156 code for a protein of 381 amino acids. Gene Ontology annotation, biological process: regulation of gene expression. The transcript has 5 exons. Gene Ontology annotation, molecular function: methyltransferase activity. The record is from RefSeq and is marked reviewed. NCBI's taxonomy places the organism in Eukaryota, Metazoa, Nematoda, Chromadorea, Rhabditida, Rhabditidae.
CUGUCCAGCCAUGUCCAGCCACCGCCGCGGCUCCUUUCGAGGCCGAAAACGCUUCUACCGCGACACUUUCGCGCCAGGAGGCUCGAAAACCGACCCGCUCAACAUUGAAAUCGAGCUAACCGAGAAUCCGGAAGAGGAGAAGAAGCGUCUAGGGCUUCUGGAUCCAACGACCGAGCGUUCCAAGAAGCGGAAGGUGGAAAAGGAUGAAAAAUCGGAGAAACCAGCCGAAAAUUCGCCGUUUAAGAAAUUGCAGAAAAAUCAAUACAAUUCACCGCGAAAGGACUCCCGUCGCCCCCCACAACUCAGUAAAGAGGAGAAAAGUGCCGCCGAAAAUCGGAAACAAAAAACCGAAUAUUUCAAUAAAAAAUAUCGAUACGGGAAUUUCGACAGAUAUUACGGAAUCCGUUUGAAUCCUGGAGAGUCUGACAAGCGGCUUUCAGUUUUUCAGAAGGAUUGGUUCGAGCACAAGCAGGCUCUUGAUAUUGGUUGUAACGCUGGUUUCCUGACUCUUUCCAUCGCAAAAGACUUCUCGCCGCGUCGAAUUAUCGGAAUUGAUAUUGAUGAGCAUUUGAUUGGAGUUGCACGCAAGAAUAUUCGACAUUAUUGUGAUCAUGAGACUGAGGUAUCCGGAAAAUUCCCCGCCUCAUUUGGUGUACAAUUCGGCACAGUAAGCCAACGAAACGAAGCUCCUCGAUCAUUUUCCACAAAAUUCCCCGAUAAUAUUUGGUUUAAAAAAGAGAAUUAUGUACUGGAAUCGGAUGAGAUGCUUGAUAUGAUUCAACCGGAAUUUGAUGUGAUUCUUGCAUUAUCAAUUACAAAAUGGAUUCAUUUGAAUUGGGGUGAUGAUGGAAUGAGGAGAUUCUUUAGAAGAGCUUAUGCUCAACUUCAUCCUGGAGGCCGCCUAAUCAUCGAACCACAAGCAUUCGACAGCUACAAAAAACGUGCAAAAAUGAGCGAGGAGUUGAAGGCAAAUUACUCGAAAAUCGAGUUUAAGCCCGAGGAUUUCGAGAUGUGGCUCAUCGAAACUGUCGGAUUUGAAUCUGUGGAAAAGCUGGGCGUCGUCGGAGCCAAAUCAAAAGGAUUCGAACGUCCGAUUGAUGUUUAUUUGAAGCCAUUGCACCCGAAAACUGACGCCAUUCCGCUGGGAUAUAUUUGACAAUUUUUCGCUCAAAAUUGCCCCAAUUACCCCUAAAAACAUUAUAUUUACCCAAUUUUUCUCCCCUUUUGUUCUCUGAUUUUUAUUGAAUUUUACCAUUUUUUUUUUGUAAAAAAACCAUCAAAAAUGUGAAUUUUCAAAAAAAAAUGUGUAAAAAGACAUUUUUUUGCUAGAAAUGUCAAAAGAUCAACUUUUUGGAGUGUUUUCUAGGAAAAAAACCGGGAAAUGUGGAAUUUAAAGCUUUUCAGUCGAGUUUCAUUAAUUAAGUUUCGAGACAUUUUUAACUUUAUCCCCAAAAAAAACAAAAAAAAUAUAUUUUCAGUUUUUCCUAGUUUUCUAAGAAAAUUGAAGUUUAAAUUCCAAUUUUUUCUAGAAUUUUGCCAACAAAAAAAAUCGAAUUUUUUAGACUGCUUUCGUGCAAAAAUUUGAAAAUGUUGAAAAAAUUUUUGCCUUAUUUUCAGUGAAUUUUCCAUAAUUUUUGCUCAAAACCCCCAAAAUUUUUCUUUUUUUUUCCCCUAUUUUUUGUCUUCCCCUGCCCCCUCCCUCACAAAAUUACCCAUUUUUUGUUCUAUUUUUUAAAUGUUGCUCCCAUUUUACCGACUUUAUUCUAUUUUAGAACUGUUUGUUCUUUUUCAAUUCUCUAAAAACGGUGAAUUUUUAUAUUUAUUAAUGCAAAAAAUCUGUGAAUUUCCU